Messenger RNA from Cherax quadricarinatus, 3401 nucleotides. The record is from RefSeq and is a predicted model, not a curated record. Lineage: Eukaryota; Metazoa; Arthropoda; Malacostraca; Decapoda; Parastacidae.
AUGGGGGGACAGGAGACCAAGUAUGCACUUUUCUAUACAGAUACCGGAUGUAAAGAAGACAACGGCACCACCUUCAUUGGAAUACUGUACAUUCUUUUCACUAAAAAAACAGGAAUGACAUUAAUAAAAAUCCUUUAAAAUUUCAGUUACUGGGACUCUUCCAUUGAUCUUGAGGUGAUGGGAGACCGUGUUGGAUUGAAUCUCCUAUAUGCUCAAACUGUGCAGGAUGUAGAGCGAGGCUGGAUCUUAACGAAUCGUGAAAUUCAGAGACAGCUAGCAGCACUUCAAGCUAAGGGAGCCAAAAAAGAAUACCUGGACCUAGCAAGAACACUCAAGUACUAUGGAUACCUACAGUUCCAGCAGUGCACCUGUGAUUUUCCCAAGCCAGGCACCCCUGUCUUGAUUUCUGCUGGCAACAGAGAGCUUAAUUUCAGAAUUGAGUGUGAGGAUGGGUCGGUGAAGGAGGGCAACUUCAAGGUGACUCGGAUGAGAUGUUGGAGAAUAACAGUGCAGCAGCCAGUAGAGGGCUCAAAUAGCAGUAGCAGUAAUAGCUCUACUGGCAACAGCAGUAGCAGUACCAGCAGCACUAGCAGCAGCAACAGCAGCAGUAGUAGAAGCAGCUGCAGCAGCCUUGAAGGGGGUCGUCAUGUUAACUUGGAACUCUCUUUUGAGUACUUGAUGAGCCGUGAGGAUAUGCGCUGGGUGACAAUCACCAGUUCCCAAGCUGUUCUCAUGUCCAUGUGUCUCCAGGGCAUGGUACAGGAGCUCCUCACUCACAAACGUGGCCGCAAAGUUAGGACACCUAGCGAGCGAGUUCGUAAGGGAAGCCUGUCGUACAUGCGGCGAGACGGCAGCAGCACACAGGUUACUCUAAAUCACACAGGAGAGAGUUUAUCACUGGAUGGAUCUACUCAGUCCCCAAUAGGCGAGUUAUCUCUGAGACGUCUGAGUGAGCGACUCAGCGACCUCAACAUCCUUGACAACCGUCCGUCCGCACCAGCUAAACUCAAUGGAAAAGCCGAGCCAAGCACCGUUGAAAAUGAUGCGUUUGAUUCAAUGGGUGAUGAUAAUAUAUAAUAAGACUAUUGAUAUAAAUAAGAUUUAAACUAUAGUUAGAAUUGUUGAUAUGAAAAUAAAUAUAUUAGUAGGUAUUAGGAAAAGAUGAAAGUAGUUAGUAUUAUCGAUUGAUACAAUGGCAGUAAGAAAUAAUUAUCUAUUAGAAGGCUAUCUCAUUAUCUCAGAAUGGAGGGUAUGCUUUGAGAAUGGCUUGAUAGUGUGUGUGGUGCUCAGAUCAAAAAAAUAUUUAUGCAUUUUUUAAAUUUAUUACAGCAAACAUUUCUUAACAUUACAGUGUGAUUAAAAAAUAAUUGAAUUGUUAUUUUAUAUAUUCCAUUGCUAAAAAAAAUUUUAUGCUUCACAAAAGAGUGAUGGUUCUACAUGUUAAUGAGGAUGACAGAAACAUAUGCUUCAGCAGGACCUAUAAUUAAAGUACUGAAAAAAGAUGGUAAUCCAUGUGCUUGUCUUAUAGUUCUGUCAUUGUAAAAUUGAAGCUCUGCAAGUACCUCUAAAACACAAAAUUAACAUUUAGAAUACUUUGUGCAUAUGAUUUCCCACAACUUACAUUAUACAAGUUGCAACAGAUUGCCAUUUUUUGUGUAGCAAUUGAAUUUGUGGGUUUUUCACAUUAUGCUCAUUUAUUCAGAUUUGUGAUUAAUUUAGUAAGUUUAUUGUACCAUCAUUGUUUAUUUUUUUGCAAAACAAAUGGUUUUGUACAGAUCACUUCUUAUCAAAUGUUUUACAUAGUUUAUUUAACGCUUAAAUGGUCCAAACAUAUAUAUACGUUUUUUCAACAUCUGAAAGUAUGUAAAAAAAUGUAGAUCUUCUUUUUUGUUUUACAUUUGAAAACAUGUAAAAAACUUUUAUCUACAUUUUUUUUUUGUUAUAUUUGAAAAUAUGUAAAACAAGUAGAUAUACUUUUGUAGCAAUACGAACUUGAACGUCGAUCUGUUUGGACUGUUUAAGGGUUAAUAAGAAAUUCUAUUUGAGUACACAGGAAGUGAUUUAAUACUUCAACCCAUACACUGGUACCACAUGUAUGCUAACAAUAAUUAUGAUACAUAUUGGGCAAAGGAUCAUAUCAAAAUAUUUCUUGGGGGUAUUAUAGUUUUAAAUUUGAGCACAAAGCAUGUUGAAUUAUAUGUGUGUGUGUGUUUGUGUAAAUACACAUACACAUAAAUAUGCAUACAUAUACAUUCAUACAUAUACAUACACAUGCACACAUAUAAAUACACAGAUAACAACACUGUGGCUAGCCAGGGGCUCGAACCUGUGUUGUUUUAGGCCGCCUCAUUGUGAGCGAAAAUUCACGACGCUCUAACCCGCUGGACCAUCCAAUCUUACCUAUUAAAUACCACUCGUUCAUGAUUACAAUAUUACAUAAACAGAUAUACAUAUACAUACACAGAUAUACAUAUAUAUGCACAGAUAUACAUGUACACACAACGUACAUACACACAUAUACAUACAUACACAUAUAUACAUACAUUUUUUUUUUUUUUUUCAACAAGUCGGCCGUCUCCCACCGAGGCAGGGUGACCCAAAAAAGAAAGAAAAUCCCCAAAAAGAAAAUACUUUCAUCAUCAUUCAACACUUUCACCACACUCACACAUUAUCACUGUUUUUGCAGAGGUGCUCAGAAUACAACAGUUUAGAAGCAUAUACGUAUAAAGAUACACAACAUAUCCCUCCAAACUGCCAAUAUACAUACAUACACACACCAAAUAACUGCUGCAGCAUAUGGGCGCCUGGCAAACCUCAGAACAGCAUUCCGACAUCUUAAUAAGGAGUCGUUCAGGACUCUGUACACCGUGUACGUUAGGCCCAUAUUAGAGUAUGCGGCACCAGUUUGGAACCCACACCUAGCCAAGCAUGUAAAGAAACUAGAGAAAGUGCAAAGGUUUGCAACAAGACUAGUCCCAGGGUUAAGAGGUAUGUCCUAUGAGGAGAGGUUAAGGGAAAUCAACCUGAUGACACUGGAGGACAGGAGAGAUAGGGGGGACAUGAUAACGACUUACAAAAUACUGAGAGGAAUUGACAAGGUGGACAAAGACAGGAUGUUCCAGAGACUGGACACAGCAACACGGGGACACAGUUGGAAGCUGAAGACAGAUGAAUCAAAGGGAUGUUAGGAAGUAUUUCUUCAGCCACAGAGUAGUCAGGAAGUGGAAUAGUUUGGGAAGCGAUGUAGUGGAGGCAGGAUCCAUACAUAGCUUUAAGCAGAGGUACGAUAAAGCUCAUGGUUCAGGGAGAGUGACCUAGUAGCGACCAGUGAAGAGGCGGGGCCAAGAGCUUGGACUCGACCCCUGCAACCUCAACUAGGUGAGUACAACUAGGUGAGUACA